Messenger RNA from Calypte anna (Anna's hummingbird), 1616 nucleotides. It is a transcript of the gene MADCAM1, whose product is annotated as mucosal vascular addressin cell adhesion molecule 1. Bases 40 to 1362 code for a protein of 440 amino acids. The record is from RefSeq and is a predicted model, not a curated record. The transcript is spliced from 5 exons. Gene Ontology annotation, molecular function: integrin binding involved in cell-matrix adhesion. Gene Ontology annotation, cellular component: membrane. NCBI's taxonomy places the organism in Eukaryota, Metazoa, Chordata, Aves, Apodiformes, Trochilidae. Gene Ontology annotation, biological process: integrin-mediated signaling pathway; leukocyte tethering or rolling; heterotypic cell-cell adhesion.
CUUCUCCUCGGCUUGCUGCAGAGCUGCAGGGGGCAGCCCAUGCUGGUGGUGACCCCGCAGGAGCCCGUGGUGCGGUUCGGGGGCUCGGUGCAGCUGAACUGUUCCCUGGCCUGCGAGGGGGGCACGGUGGAGUGGAAAGGUCUGGACACCAACCUGGGGAACGUCACCUCCUUCCUCACCCACAGCAUCCUGCACAUCGACAGCGCUGUGGUUGCCACCACGGGCACCAAGAUCUGCCAGGGGACCUGCCGGGGGCAGAGCUACCAGCACAGCGUCACCCUGCAGCUCUACGCCCUCCCAGACCAGCUGCAGCUGGAGGCAGAGCCCGGUGUCCCGGUGCCGGGGCAGCCCACCCGCCUGCAUUGCCGGGCCCGGGGGGUCUAUCCCCUGGGGGGGCUGCGGCUGAGCUGGCAGCGGGGGCACGGGGAGCCCGAGGAGGCAGCAGACUUCAAGGUGAUGGAGACCGAGGAGGAGCUGUUUGACAUCGAGUCCACGCUGCUGGUGGCCAGGGAGGAGGUGAGGGACGGGAUGGAGUUCAGGUGCGAGAUGACCCUGAGCACCAGGAAGGAGACCUUCACCCGGGUGGCAUCUGUGGCCGUGAGUGCUGGGGCUAUGAUGGAGCAGCCAGGGGCCACAGCCACCUGGACAACGAGACCUUUGUCAGGGACCCUCAGCACAGCGGUGUCCCCAGAGCCACAUGUCCCCACAGACAGUCCCACCACAGCUCUGACCCCCACCCUGCCAGACCCGGGCACUGAGACCCCCCUGAAGCAAGCUGCCUCCACCAAGGGCCCCUCCACAGCACACCCAACCCUCGGGGACCUUAUUUCACAGCCAGCCACCCCCACGCUCCCUGGCUCCACAGGUCCCUCAGCCAGGCUGCAGGGGACAGCUGGGGACAGCCACCCCUGGGAAUCAUUCCUAGCCGAGAAGGGGACGGUGCCACCAGAAGGGACGGUGCCCACCUGCAGCCUGCAGAUCCGCUCACUGCCCCCCACGGGGACACGGGGCAGGGCUCUGAGCAUCGAGUGCCACGCGCGGUGCACCGGGAACAGCAGCGUGGGGGUGGGCUGGCUGCGGACACCCGUGGCUCUCUCGCAGUACCGGGAGGAGGUGGCAGGGAGCAGCUCCACGCUGCAGCUGGACCGGGCCGAGCCCUGGCACCAGGGACAUUACCAGUGUGUCCUGCAGGGCCACCGCUCCCAGGCGGCCAGUCUGCAGGUGACAGUCUCGGAUGAUCCCUCCAGCGCAGCUCCUGCCAUCGCUGUGGGGACAACACUCUCACUCGUGGGCCUGAUGGUGACCGGCGCCAUCUCCCAUCGCCUGUGGAAACGGUUCCGGUUUCGGUACGAGCUGUCCUAGCAGUGUCCCAGCCCUCCGGACCCGUCCCUGUCCUUUCUGCCACGGGUGUCACCCACCCUCGGGGCUGACGAGCACCCCGAUGGGGCCGUGGGGAGCUCCGGGCGCACCCACGUGGAUGCGCGGUCUCGUCACGACAGAGGGGGCGUGAGCAGCCCCCCCCCCCAUCCCCACUGAGCUGUGCACACCGGGAGUGGGCGGAGGAGAGCGGGGCCGCGGCGUGCGUGUCGGGGCUCUUCAAUAAAGGGUUGUUUCUG